Messenger RNA from Drosophila ficusphila, 1137 nucleotides. RefSeq lists its product as uncharacterized. Bases 120 to 845 code for a protein of 241 amino acids. Lineage: Eukaryota; Metazoa; Arthropoda; Insecta; Diptera; Drosophilidae. The transcript has a single exon. The record is from RefSeq and is a predicted model, not a curated record.
GGCUCAUUCAGUACCCAGAGUUCGACUGGGAAACACGUGUAACACCUCUGCCUUGUCAAGUCCGGGCUACCAUUUCGGCUUCCGUUUCCUUUCCAAAAUUCGCAGUAAAUUCGAUUAGGAUGGGAGUGUUGCUCCAGCAACUGCAGCAGUCAUCGUCGCUGCUGCUGCAGCACAAAAUGGGUGCGAUGACGGCGCAGCGGGCUUACAACACGGCAAAGAAGCUGGCGCAGCGGCGGCGGCGUCUCGAGAUCAAGAAGAUGGCAAUGACGCCGUGCUACAUGGCGCUCCGUCGCUCCGAGAAUCGCUGCAACCAGCCGCGCCUCAAGCUGCCCCUGGCCGAGUGCAUCGACGAUCCCUGCGGCGAAAUGGAGCUGCCGACGGACCUCGAUCACUACACACCGAGCGACAAGGCGACGCGCGAGUAUCAGCGGACCUGGUGCGAGUGCUACCCCAUCCCGAAGGCGGCUGUCCAGGCCAAGAAGUGCUACCCCAACCGGCCGAGGCGCAAGUUCGGCUGCAUUCACGCCACCGAGGUGAUCUGCCGCGACGAGGACAUGAAUCCCGUCAACUUUCGCCUGAAGCCCGAGAAGCUGAUCGAGGUGCCGCGCAUCGGGGAGUGGCCCUGCUGCAAGAUCUCCGCCCCCGGGUGUCCGCCUGGCAGGAGGCCACCCUCCUGCGACGUCGGACGGAUCCCCUCCUGCUGCAAGAAGCGCCGGACGCAGUACCCCAGCUUCUCGGAGUGCAUCCAGGUGGGCCUGCUCGACCCCAUCCCGUGGUGCGAGUGCGAGAAGAAGGUCAACCUGUGCGACGUGUGGGCCUACUGGCGUCGCAAGAACAAAUCGUAAUCCUCUAGUGCAGCAUGAACCAAUAGUUGCAGCAUGAACCACUAGAGCAACACUUCCAGGCAUGAAUGCAGUUCGUUCGUUGGACUCGGAUUGAGAUUUAUCCACAAAUCUACAGGCGGAACAAGUAGCUUGCACACACUCACACUUUGUUUUUGGUUUCAAAUAUAUAAUGACGAUCCUACAUCACUACAAGCGCAACACACCUCUCUUUUAACUUAAUGAAGUAUUUAUACACCAUUCAACUAUUUACUAAGUACUUGUGUUCAAAUAAAGCUUGAUAAUUAGUCGGUAA